Aphanomyces invadans is the source of this 1014-nucleotide messenger RNA. RefSeq lists its product as hypothetical. The record is from RefSeq and is a predicted model, not a curated record. The transcript has a single exon. Bases 20 to 967 code for a protein of 315 amino acids. NCBI's taxonomy places the organism in Eukaryota, Oomycota, Saprolegniomycetes, Saprolegniales, Verrucalvaceae.
UGCAUUUCCAACGUUGAAGAUGGCAGCGCGAUGGAUCGCCGAGGCGCUCGGGUCGCUCGUCCAGGACACUAAGGACUACAUCGUGGCGUCGGUGUGGGCCACUGAUGCGCGGGAACCAGACGACGACGACGCCUCUGACGUGCCGGUCAAUCUGGUCAACACCCUUGAACCGGGUAUUGACUACUCGCCAAUUCUGGAAACACUUGCACAAGCAACGCUUCCCGUGGAGUCACCAUGUGCUUCACACAAAGACCUUCUCCAGACCAUCUCCCUCACUGUCACGAGUCCGUUGCCAUUGCCCCUCGCCGAUUCUUCCCUUCCACCAUCCUACACGAUCCACGUCUUCAACCGAAUCACGAAUGCCCGUGCGAACGUUGCCAAAACCGACGAGGAAUUUGAGAAAUUGCGAUUAGAUGUUUGCGCGGCUUUGGCCUAUGGGCAUGUAUGCGAUGGCGUUUGUCCGUGGUUCUUCUUCGACCUCCAGUCCAAAACCCCUUCGCAACCCAUGUUGGAGUCAUGGGGCUUCCACUCACGGUACCAUCCAGCUGUGUUGGCGGCGAAGGUCGAGACCCAUGAAGGCCUUCUUCAUGACCUGAUGCAAUUUGUUCGAUGGCGGCAUCGACAAACAUGUACGCACGCCACGGAGAGCGUACCUCGCCUCGUUGUGGACUUUAUCUUGCGUGACGUGGACAACCCCAAGUUGUAUGUUCAUCGACCUGCGAAAGGCGGCUCGACAACCAAUGCAUUGGUCACAGUGCCCCCUUGCAUCGUGACAUGUGCGCUGUGUACGCAAGCGAAAGAGGUCGCUGACUAUGGUGUGACAUGCCUCCCAUGUGGCCACGUGUUCCACGACGAAUGCAUCGUGGAGGCUUUGAACCAACAGCUUUCGUGUCCGACGUGUCGUGCAACUGGCGUUGUCACCCCGCCACCGGUGUCCAGGCACGGCGUAGCACCUUCUGCAGCUUGAGGAGUCGCUCUUUGAACCACCUAAUGCACGCUGCAUGAUGAACAUCC